GAAUACCGUAAUCAUUUGUACGAUAUGGGCGAAACGCAUACUUGCGAAAAACACUCGUCAAUGUUUGCCCACAUCGUUCAAGAGGCUAGACAUGCAAGCGAAAAGGAUUGGAAGGCGGUGAUAAUGCAUCCGGAAAAUGAACCAGUCUUGCAUGUCCUUGGUAAUGUUCUUGGUGCGCUUGGAAGCAGAGAAUCGCUAAAAAUUGCCCGUGAAGUGCUUUUCGAACAAGGACCUGAUUUCAUCGACGAUUAUCUGUUUGGAGCUGCGCAAGCUAUUAACUAUGAUGAGAAAUGGCAUAAGCAAAUGAUGUACUUCAUGGCUGAUACAAAAAGCGAAAAUACCAAACUAUAUUGGAAAAUUGCCAAUACAAUGGCUACGAUUUUACGGCGACGAUGUGAGCGAACAAAAAGCAAGCAAGAAUCUUGCAGAUUGGGAAAGGAAAAGAUUGUUACCAAGUUCAUCAAUGAUAUAAGCAACUGUGAAAAAGACAAAUGCUGGUUGAAAGCUUUACGAGUGCUUCGAAAUCUUCCUAUAAACGCAUCCUAUGAUUUGGCACAAAAAUUACUUUGCUCUGACCACAGCCGAGAAGUACAAGUAGCAGCCCUUCAUGUAAUCAAGGCAGCGGAUCCAACCUUCUACGAUAUGAAGCUGAUAAACACGCUAAUAAGGCUGUUCCGUAACACUUGCCCUCAACCAACGAGCACCGGCGAAUCACAGUUGGCCGUGGAUAUUUUAAUGAACUGUGUACCGGAGCAUCAACAUGUUGCCACAUUAUUGCUACGCACAGAAACGACACAUCCAGAGGACCAUGAAAAAUGGAAAUAUUUUUAUAAAGCAGUGGAAAGCAGUUCAUUACAGGAUGAGUUGAAAGAAGAAUUCUGGCAUCGCAUGCGGAAAUUCAAGGUUUUCCGACCCAACUAUGCUCAACGAGCUCUUACCGCUCACUCAUUCAGGGACUGGCGAGAAAUUGCAGAACUCGGAGGUUAUACGCUCUACACCACUUCUGCCUCUGAGUCGAGAUCUGGAGCCUUUGCGCGGUCAGAUGUUGACCUUCGUUUGAAACACAGGAAAGAGGACCAUAGCCUCUUUGGUGUUAGUUUUGACUCACAGGCGUUAGAGUCAAUGCUUGGGGAGCAGAGUCAGCAGAGUAGCCCAGCCGAACCGGAAGCAAAUGUCCGAAUAUCGGUAUUCGACCAUGCACUGCCAGUCAACACUAUCUUCAAGGGUUCUACUGAAAUGCUGGGAGCCGCAUGGAAUGCUGAUGGUCACACAGUCAAAAUCCUGGAGGGAAACGUCAUGCUUCGAGACACACGCACUGCUUUGCCACUGCUUUCUGGUCUUACUGUAGAAAUAGCAUCCGUUGGUGCCAUUUCCUUGAAACUGCUGUCUGCAUCGUCACUUUCCUUGUGGAAUCAAAUGUCAACUUCAGAUUUUAAGGCUAAUAUAUCGGCCAGCAUGGACACCAGCGCCACUCUGCUGCAUCACGGAAAUGUCGUUCAUACUCUCAGUUCCUCUAUGUCAGCAGUUGGCACAGUUGGAGGAGAUGUCAAAAUUGCGUUUAGUGCCAUUCCUAUUGAAAUGUGUAUGCGGAUGCAAAGGGACGAGGUUCAUGAAAGUUUCGAAGCGAUCGAGGAAACUCCACAGAAACCGCGAAAGAAGAAAACGAUUACCCGUAGUCGCAGGUACCCUGGAGUGACCUUUAGGUUGAACAAGGAUCUUACGACACAAUGCAACUCUCUAACGGACAAUACACCUCCUUAGCAUUUAUCCUAUAAUUACCUAGUUGUUCAUUGUUUUCGAUAUGUUGUUGCGUAUGGGUACAUUAAGUAAAUAUUUGUC
Molecule: messenger RNA, 1839 nt
Organism: Cylicocyclus nassatus
Lineage: Eukaryota; Metazoa; Nematoda; Chromadorea; Rhabditida; Strongylidae
Source: the annotation of a GenBank genome assembly